UAAAAUUUGGAACUAAUUACCACAGUUUGAAAUGCUCAGUGGAUAAUCAGGAAGUUGUACAAGAGUACCGGUCACAUGGAAUAUAUUUAUCAAACAACGUCUACGUGAAUAUUAAUAUGAAUCAAUCAUUUCCUGAUGACAACGCGACGGAGCUCAAUGAUACCGAAAAACGGUGUCACACUUGGCUCGCAGAUGAACUUCCGUCGUUUGAUAAUUUGACGAUAGAUGACCUUAACAGCCAGUUUGUGAGGAGGAAUAUUGGAGGAAUCGGUCUGUUGUCUAUCUUUGUCGUGAUUGGUCUAAUCGGAAAUAUCCACGUGCUGUACAUAUAUAUACGACAGUUCCGAACGUCCAACUACAAAGUAUACGUCCUUUAUCUCGCUAUCAUGGAUAUUAUAAACUGCACGGUGGUAGCACCACUUGUGAUAACAUAUCUCUUUUUCCCUAUGACAUAUCCAUCUCUUGCACUGUGUAAGACGUUUCGAUUUUGUUUGUAUUUGUUUUCUAUUGCUUCAACGUCCUCCAUGGUAGUCAUCGCAAUUGACCGACACAGGAAGAUUUGUCGACCACUUGGUCCACAGUUUACUAUUAGAAAAGCAAAACUACUAUGUGUUGGAAGUUUUAUAUUUUCAAUCAUUCUCUCCUGGCCUGCUACAAUAUUAUACGGUCUGAGCUCAAUAGAAACCGGAUUUCCAGGAGUACAGACCGGAUACAGGUGUUACACUCAUGACGACUACAAAGGGUCAUUAUAUCAGGUUCUUUUUCAUCUCAUUCUGACACUUUACUUCAUCGCUGUCACAACCCUACUCGUAAUAGCAUACAUAAAAAUCGGCCGACAUAUACAUGCUCACAGAAAGUUCCAAACAAGUAUCAGACGAAUGUCUGCAAGGUCGGAAGAAGAAAUCAAAAUGGCCACCGGAAGUGCUGCGCGUAAAACAACGUGGACAUUAUGUGCCGUUACCAUAGUUUAUAUUCUGUGUGCGCUACCGCAUCAUACUCUAGCGUUGUUGAUAUUUAUUAACAAAAAUUUUGAUUGCGAGUUAUCUCUUUUAGGGUCACAAGUUUAUUACACAUUUAUCUGGUCAUACUUUGCUAAUAGUGUUGUUAAUCCUUUUAUAUACGGUAUCAGAGACAGAAAAUUUAGAUUUGAAUUUCGUAACAUGUAUAGAAGAUAGUUUUCAGCGGGUUUUAGAAGUCUGAAGACAAUCAAAUGACAUGCAUAAAGAUACAUACUGCAAAUGUACACAUUUUAGGAGUACUCUUAUUUAAUCGAUUUUCGAGCUAAAACAUUGUGCUAAUUAUAUCAUUGCAAUUUCUAUAAUAUGUUAUUUCGUAAAUAAUGAAGCUAUUUUAAUUGAGCGAAAUCAUCA
Molecule: messenger RNA, 1370 nt
Organism: Ylistrum balloti
Lineage: Eukaryota; Metazoa; Mollusca; Bivalvia; Pectinida; Pectinidae
Product: platelet-activating factor receptor-like
Exons: 2
Coding region: 117-1175 (352 amino acids)
Biological process (GO): neuropeptide signaling pathway
Cellular component (GO): membrane
Molecular function (GO): neuropeptide receptor activity
Source: RefSeq, a predicted model, not a curated record